Messenger RNA from Adelges cooleyi (spruce gall adelgid), 1206 nucleotides. RefSeq names its product transmembrane emp24 domain-containing protein bai-like. The coding region runs from base 247 to 876 and encodes 209 amino acids. Gene Ontology annotation, biological process: intracellular protein transport; Golgi organization; endoplasmic reticulum to Golgi vesicle-mediated transport. Lineage: Eukaryota; Metazoa; Arthropoda; Insecta; Hemiptera; Adelgidae. Gene Ontology annotation, cellular component: Golgi apparatus; endoplasmic reticulum; COPII-coated ER to Golgi transport vesicle. The record is from RefSeq and is a predicted model, not a curated record. The transcript has 5 exons.
ACACGUUCUCGUUAUCAGUUAUUACAGAGUAACCUCAGGGAUUGAACAAGCCAAGCCGCAUCGGUUUUCAUUUUAAUUUUUCACAAAUUCAAUAUUAUUCAUCGAUUACCUACCUGGUUAGGAAAUUAUUUGAGUGAAAAUAUUUCAUUUCGUCACGACCUCAAACCACGGAAAUAGUACCAUAUUGACAAAACCGGAUUAUAUCAAGUAAUUGUGUAUCGAGCAUCAUUUGAACGCUUAUUUAACAUGAAACCCAUUAAUUCCGAGCUGUCGUUUGUUGUACUUGUGUUGGCCAUAAUAUCGUCGGGCAAUUGUAUAAGGUGGCACAUGCAACCCAACACUCAAAAAUGUCUCAAAGAAGAACUCAGACAACACAUAUUGGUAAAGGGCGAGUACGAAGUAGUUCCGGUCGAAGGACAACAUAUAGACUACAUCGUACGAGAUUCCAAAGCUCACAUAUUGUCACAAAAAGAAGAUAUCAGUACGGGAAAAUUUUCAUUCAUUGUAGAAAACUAUGACAUGUUUGAAAUAUGUUUUAUUUCUCGGGCAUCAAGCAAUCACAGAGUUGUCAAACAAGAAAUUUAUUUAGAUGUCAAAACUGGCGUUGAAGCCAAAAACUAUGAAGGGAUCGAUGAAGCCUCAAAACUAAAACCCUUGGAGUUGGAUUUGAAACGUCUAGAAGAUAUGUCACAAGAUAUAGUACAAGAUUUUGAAAACAUGAAACGACGGUCUGAAGAUAUGCGUACUACCAAUGAGUCCACCAAAUCGAGAUUAUUCUACUUUAGUGUGUUUAGUAUGCUGUGUUUAAUUACCUUAGCAACAUGGCAAGUAUUUUAUUUGAGAAGAUAUUUCAAAGCAAAGAAACUUAUAGAAUAGAAGUUUGAUAAAAUACAGUUCACUUCAACAAAUCAUCCCUGUCAAAUUGACUGCAAAAUGACUGAAUUACUCUUCUUAUUAUACUAAAUAUUGUAAAUUGUUCUAUAAAUAAUUAUCCUAAUAUGUAAACUAUAAAGCAAAAUGUGUAAAAUAGUUUAGAUUGUAUUGAAUCAACAAAUCGAUAUUAUGUUGUACUAAUUAUUUUAAGGAGUGAAUAUCAAUCCAUCACAGUUUUUUUUAGUAUAAAAAAUACUAUCUAGUCUUUGACUAUAUAUUUUUCUAUCAAUAAGCUCUUUAUGUAUAUUAUAUAAUAAAACGAAUUGUUUGAAA